ACCACUUCCACUUCCACUACCCGAUAAAUACUCGUCAGGCCGCUCAUUGUUCAUUACUCGACAUGGCGCCCAAGAGUGAUACUAUGCAGAAGUUUAACGCAUUUAUGAUUCGUUUGAAUCGACUCCUCUCUAGUCCCUCCGGUAUUGACAAGGUUCUCAUGACCACCCAUUACACCCUUGUCCUCCUUCCUCCAUCCGUCCUCUCGUCUACUCGUUCCACCCGCAUCAACAUUCCAAAGCUCACCUCUCUAAUAUCCGAUGUCCGCAUGUUCAUGCGUCUUUGGGGUCUUAUCGGCAUCUACACCUGGGGCCUUUCCACCCUGUCUGCUUCACGCCCCUCCCCCAUUGAGAUUGCCCAGGUUUUCGCCAACACUUGUUUCCAGAUCUGCGAGAACGUGGCGUACUUGUCUUCUCACGGAAUAGUCAGGAUCCGUAAGAGGACCGAGGGGCAAUUGUGGCUGUGGAGUUCUAGGUUCUGGAUGGCCCAUGUUGCGUUGGAGUUUGUUAGAUUGUUUGGUGGAAACAGGAGGGGCAAGGGUUGGGAGAGAGAGGUCUUGAGCAAUUGCGCUUAUGCGCCAUUGACGGUUCAUUAUUCAGUUGAAGGGGGGGCAAUUAGUCCCGAAGCUAUUGCCGCUUGUGGAAGCGCUGCUGCCAUCAUUGGGUUGCAGAAUGAAUGGAGGAAGACCGCUUAGGAAGAUUUAGUCCGUAAUUAGAGAGAUAUC
Molecule: messenger RNA, 722 nt
Organism: Tuber melanosporum (Perigord truffle)
Lineage: Eukaryota; Fungi; Ascomycota; Pezizomycetes; Pezizales; Tuberaceae
Exons: 3
Coding region: 63-692 (209 amino acids)
Biological process (GO): peroxisome fission
Cellular component (GO): peroxisomal membrane
Source: RefSeq, a predicted model, not a curated record